CUAACUGUUCAUUUCUACAGGUAACUUGUUGGUAGGAUACUUCUUGUUAAAUUUACCAAAGUAUGAUGUAUUAAAAGCCUUGUGAACGGUUCUGAUAUUUUAUUUGGUUACCAAUAAAGUUAAUUAUACAAAUAUGCCUCUUGAAGCAUGCUAUUGUUUCAGACACUAUAAAAAAAAUUUGCUUCAGACACGAUCCUUUUGUGCUUGUCAGAAGGCUAUUCUUCUAUAGCUUUCCAUGUAAACACAAGGUCACUCCUUGGGUUUUUUUACAGGUGAUGAAUUUGACAGACAAUAUCCAACUUAUACUGGAUGCUUUGAGAACUUCUGCUCUUGUGGAAGUCCAGGGUGAUAAAGUAAGAAGGCGGAAUGAUUGGAUUAGAUGGCUAUUGCCAUCUGCUCAAUUUACUACUGCAACAAGUCCUCAGUCCCUUGGAAGGUUUAAUCGUGAUACUCUAGCUUCCCAUCUCCAAAGCUUUACACUGGAUGAUAAGAAUGCCAUCCACGGUCUCCCCGAAGUAUUCCUUAGUAGAUCAUCGUCAGGGGAAUUGAGUAGCCAAUCACAACAAUCUGGCGGUGAGAGUACAAGCCAAGUCAUAGUUCAAGCUGGAUUUGAACACACAACAUCUGCAGGAUUUUCAAGUAAAUGAAAAUUGUUCUCUGGAAGCUUUCACUGCCAGUGUUCAUACGAGGGAUUGAGGAACGUUGAAGUUCAAUGAUGGUUGUGAAACUACAUUUCUAUGGAGGUAAUGGUCUUGGCUGCAUGAUGGACAGUGAUGUGUGAAAAGCCAACUAGGCAAAACUGAAAAGCCGGAAGAACAAUGAGAGAAAAAACUUAAAAUGAAUAAAAGAGAACAUAAAGGAAAGAAAGUUUUAUGACUUUUUGAGGUAGUAGCAUGAAAUUGUUGGGAUAUAUAUGUUCUGUUGAGGAAUUUUUUUUUUUUUUUUUUU
Messenger RNA from Ilex paraguariensis (yerba mate), 948 nucleotides. The record is from the annotation of a GenBank genome assembly. NCBI's taxonomy places the organism in Eukaryota, Viridiplantae, Streptophyta, Magnoliopsida, Aquifoliales, Aquifoliaceae.